AUGUCGACGCAGUCCAUUUCGCCGGCCUCCGCCGCCGCGCAGUUCACCUACCCCGCUGCGGCGGCGGCCGCGGUCACGGCCCCGUCCUACUUCCCCGUGCCCUUCCACCUCCAGAACGCGCAGUACGCCGCAUGGCCAGCGGGGACCGCAGCCGCGCCGGCGGUGGCGCCGGUGCCUGCGUACAACGCCAUCUACCCCAUGCCCCAAAUCCAGCAGGCCCAACAGUUGUUCCAAAAGGACUCGAACAUAAUUACUCCUGAAGCUCUAGCUACUGUUAAGGCUGCUAUUGCGAAUAGUGUGAAAGAUAAGAAGGUUGGAGCAACAAAAAAGGCAGUGCCUCGAAAGGCAGCUGGGCAAAGUUGGGAGGACCCUACCUUGGCUGAUUGGCCUGAAAAUGAUUUUCGUUUGUUCUGUGGUGAUCUUGGAAAUGAAGUGAAUGAUGAUGUUCUUGCAAAGGCAUUCUCAAAAUAUCCAUCCUUCAAUAUGGCCAGGGUUAUACGGGACAAGUGGACUGGUAAAACUAAAGGAUAUGGUUUUGUUAGUUUUGCUAAUGCAUCUGAUCUUACUUCAGCCUUGAAGGAGAUGAAUGGUAAAUAUGUCGGAAACCGGCCAAUCAAAUUACGGAAGAGCACAUGGAAGAACAGGAUAGAUUUUGAAGCUUUGGAGAAGGGAAAGACUGAACCACAGAAGAAAAUCAAACUGCAGAAAAGAAGUGUUCUUCACAAGUGA
Messenger RNA from Miscanthus lutarioriparius, 729 nucleotides. NCBI's taxonomy places the organism in Eukaryota, Viridiplantae, Streptophyta, Magnoliopsida, Poales, Poaceae. The record is from the annotation of a GenBank genome assembly.